Ostertagia ostertagi is the source of this 1242-nucleotide messenger RNA. Lineage: Eukaryota; Metazoa; Nematoda; Chromadorea; Rhabditida; Trichostrongylidae. The record is from the annotation of a GenBank genome assembly.
AUGAGCGGCCUUUCACACGCACGCGACUUCUUCGGGGCCCCGUCAAUACUGACUGGACAACACCUAAAAGUCUACCAGAUAUUGUUCGGAAGACAAACUAAAGGGGAAGUCAACGUUUGGAAGGCAGCCCAUCAGGAUCAAGAUAGAGUACCAAAGUAUAUAAUUUUCAGAAUUGUGGAACGCUCCUUUACAAAUCCAAUUUCCACAUCUCUUCGGCAUGUGACCUGUGACUACGUCGGGCCGCCUACUAUUGUUGACGACGGGAUAGCCUACUCUACACUCAUGACUGGCUAUCGCGAAAAAGCCACAGGAUUUCAACACGUUGAUUUUUUGUGCGGAUGGGGAGCAGGAUGUGUCGAAACCUGUAUGCUCUUUCCUUCAAACAAAAUAAUAUUCCGACAGCAGUUGCAUGGCUUUUCAGCCAGGUUGGCAUGGUCUCAAGUGAAAUCAGAAGGAAUUCGCAGGCUUUACCGUGGACUCCUUCCACCUCUGAUCAUGAGGACCUCUUCACGUGCCCUAAUGUUUGGUCUCUACGAUGAGUUUCAAUCUUUCUUGACCUGCCCUCACUCUCCACCAAACACAUCGUUCAGCAUUUGUCACGCUCAAGCAGCAUUUUUCGGCAAGGUUUUCUUCAAUAAUUAUUUUUUCAUUUCUGAUACCACUAGUAUAGUAGUGUGUACUGGUCUCUCAGAUGAUUCUGGAAUUUGUGAAGCAGCUCUCUGUCCACUGGAAAGAGUUCAAGUGCUUCUUCAAACUUCAGCGUACCACGAUCACUUCAAGAAUACUGGGCAAACUUUGCGGGCCUUGAGGGCUCACGGAUAUCGAGAGUAUUAUAGAGGAGUUUCCGUUGUACUCGCAAGGAAUAGUUUAUCGAAUGCACUUUUCUUCACCCUCAAGGAGCCAUUCAAGAAAACGGUCGUUGACGCUAGACCAUUUCGAAACCAAACUGCCACACAGCUAGUUGCUGAUUUCAUGUCCGGUGCAAUUUUAGGCGCAUCGAUUUCGACCAUAUUUUUUCCUAUGAAUGUCGUUAAAAACCACAUGCAAAGUAAGGUUGGUGUCGCGUUUCAAAACCCAUUUUCUGUCUUUCGUGAAGUUUGGCAGGAACGCCAGAGGUCUAUCAGAAUGCUGUAUCUUGGGGUCCAUCUCAACUUCACUCGAUCUUUACUGGCUUGGGGUAUUACGAACACCGUAUACGAGCUGUUGCGUCGAACACUGAAACCGUACGAGAGCAAUGCUUGA